Nematolebias whitei (Rio pearlfish) is the source of this 1258-nucleotide messenger RNA. RefSeq lists its product as uncharacterized. The record is from RefSeq and is a predicted model, not a curated record. Bases 160 to 1002 code for a protein of 280 amino acids. Gene Ontology annotation, cellular component: membrane. The transcript has 7 exons. NCBI's taxonomy places the organism in Eukaryota, Metazoa, Chordata, Actinopteri, Cyprinodontiformes, Rivulidae.
ACCACGACUUGAACUUGAUCAACAAAAGUUCGGUUUUUACCCGGAAGUUCGGUUCGACUCUCCGCCUGAAACCUGACUUUAAACCUGACUUUAAACCUGACUUUAAACCUGACUUUAAACCUGACUUUAAAACAGAAUUCCCUCUGAUCUCUCGUCGUCAUGGCAUCCACGUCCGUCACCACCGUCGGUGGAGUGAUGGUCAUAACGCAGGUCAUCCCUAAAGAUGACCCCUCCAUCCCUCUCCGGGCUCCCGCCAACCCUGCACAGCAGGCCCCGCCCCCCAAAGUGACGACUCCACCCCCUGUCUCAGGAAAGGACAGUAAAGUGUUCCUGGGGGGGGAGCAGCAGGGCCUCGGGGUCGUGCAGGUCAUCAUCGGCGUGUUGUGUGUCCUCUUCGCUCUGAUCGGCGUUUACUCGGCGCCGCUGGUCGUCUACGCUCCGUUUGGCCUCGGCGUUGUCUUUGUGGUUUCGGGCGCGGUGGCCGUGGCAGCAGGAAGACGCUCCUCAACAAGACUCGUCACUGUGUCUGCGGUGUCCAACGUCCUCAGCGUCCUGCUGGGCCUGGUGGGCGUGGUCUACCUCUGCCUGCUGUUCGCUCAGACCUCCCCCUACGAAAUGAUCUGCAGCUACCUGACCCGAGACAUGACCACCACCAGCCCCGCCCCCACCACCAGCCCCGCCCCCACCACCAGCCUCGCCCCCACCACCUUCUCCUACAGGUGGUGGUACAGACAAAAGAAAAAUUACGCCAGGGAGCCGAGGCCCAUCUGCCCCAGUGGACUCUACAUGGCCAACGAGGUUCUGUACGGACUUCAGGGCCUCUUCCUGGUUCUGCUCGUCCUUCAGGUCUGUGUGUCCGUCACCGUCUGCGUUCUGUCCGGGAAGAUCCUGCAGCGCCGCAAGCGUUACUCCUCCAUGAAGGUGGAGGCUGACGGCAGCUCUCUGCUUGGACCCGGAUCACCUGACUUCAACCAGAACCAGCUCAGACCUGAGACCCCCUGAGAGGCGGCGCUGGAAGAAGAGUCCAACGCCAAAAAACUUUUAUUUUGGUGUUCACGCUUGGUUUCCUGCUUUUCUUUCACUUUUUCUUUUUAGUUUUUGGAGAAAAACUGUUUUUUUUUUUUUAAAUCUGAUGACGACUCGCAGCGUUCAGUAGAUUUAAACUUAUUAAACGGCACAAAUCUGUGACAAAAACAAGUUUCUCAAUAAAUAAAUCACAUUUUAAAGCUACAUCCCAUAAAAAACACUCAAUCUUUUG